AUGGCUUAUCACAACUCCGAACAAGGAAAUGGUUCUCCUGGAACUGGUUCUCUACCGCCAGCGUUCCCAAAAUUGCCGGUGCCGAGAAUGGCAAUACAGUCGCCGCAACCGCAGGUUGACGACAGACCGAUUUCUCCAACACCUGGAACAUCAGCUGGCAGUGAACUUUCACAGCCGAUGAUGUUAGAGGUGCAACUCGACGAAGACGUACUGGUUUUGCUUGGUGAUGCACCUAAGACGGAGACCCCAAUGGGUCCAGCAAUUUAUAAGAAUAUAGCCAAUCGAUGGCAAGACAUACUUGAAAAAGGCGUGAAAGAAAGUCUUUUGAAGAAUUAUCUUAUACCUUCCAACUAUGACCUCCUGAUGUCACCAGCUCUAAACUCGGGGAUUAAAGCAGCUGACAGAGACCACUAUAAAACGAGACUCGUCACUUUUGUUCAAACAAAAGCAGCUAGGCGUCACCAUUGCAGCCCUAGUUGCUGUUGCCAAUAUGAUCAUUUUGGACGAAACUGGCAAACAAAAAAUUUUAAAACCUUUAAGCGACGUCUGUCGCAUUUUUUGCGAUUGUCAUUUUAUGGAAUCAAAAAUACGUAG
This is a messenger RNA of Parnassius apollo (apollo), 594 nucleotides long. The record is from the annotation of a GenBank genome assembly. Lineage: Eukaryota; Metazoa; Arthropoda; Insecta; Lepidoptera; Papilionidae.